CUCGCGUGCGGCAAAGAUGUCCGCUACUGUACCUCGCUGACGUCCAAUAUACCACAUUACAAUCUCUGGGAAAAGCUCCCACGUUCUGCCACCCGAUUUCCCGUACUACCUGUUUUUGAUUCCCAAGACUAUGGGUCUCCGGAAUACAAUUAGAAAUCUGCGACCGGAAAGUCCCGGCAUCGAGCUGCAGCACAGGAGUCCCAGGAGCGGUUGCCAGCACAACCAGGUGGCCGCCGUCCAGGUCACCGAACAGUCGCUACAGGUAUGGCGCGCACUGCCCGCCGAAAUACGCCACGAUCCCAGCAUGGCCAGUUUUCAAAUGGAGAACGAACGCAUCCAUGGUUCCUCCGCAGGAGCCACUGACGACGAGGAUGAGGACGAAUAUGAUGAGGUGGACAUAAAGAAUGUCAAUCGAAUUCAGGACGAGCCAGGAUCUAGUUAUGCUGGCUCCGACUUCCUGGAUAUCAAGACCCGUCCGGGUGAUGAGAAUGCCACCGAUGACGAGGCCACCACCCAUUCCGACCAUGAACCGACCAAUGGACCGGGCAAUGCCAAGUCCCAGGCCCGCCGGAUCCAUCACAAAUCCAAGCGCUCCAAGGAGCAGCGACAACGGGACAAAUUGUGGAAACGGGGUGGCCUGCUCCUCUUCUGGUUGCUGGCUGCCGUGGUGCUGAUCUCGGUGGGUGAGAAGCAUCUGCUGGAGAAGACCAUCGAUGUGCCGCAGGGCGAGCAGGGAAAGUAUUUUAGGCUGAACCAAAAACCCACGGGUGACUUUCGUUUGAAGAUCCAUGGGGCUUUUAGGGAGCUCUCCACGCUGGAUGCCCCUGAAAAUGAGACUUUGAGCUUUGGAUUUCUGACUGUGCAGCCGCAGGUGUUUACUUACAUUGGCGAGAAUCGCAGCAAGGUGUUCCAGGAUGUUCUUCCAGCUUGGCGUCUGCCUCUGCUCUCCGAAGAGGAGUUAGUUCGUUCUCCGGCCUCGGCCAGUAAUCGCACCUACCAGAUGACCCAGGAACUCAAUGAUAUCCUGGACGAGAAGGACAGCGAGUUCCGUUUACAUAUCCACAGCGAUGUGGAUACGGAUUUGGCGAUUAUUCUCAACUACAAUCCCUUGAUAGUAAAUGCCAGGACGGGCAGUAUCCUAGCUGGUCUGAUCCUGCUGAUUUUCUAUGCCCUGCUGGUUUGGGAACUGUUUGAGAGAACCUUUGUGGCCAUGGUCUGUUCGAUUCUUUCGGUGACCGCUCUAGCCUGUUUUAAUGAUCGCCCUAAUAUGGAUGAGAUUAUCCAAUGGAUGGACAUGGAGCUACUGACUCUACUCUUUUGCAUGAUGCUGCUUAUUUUAAUACUGACGGAAACUGGCGUUUUCGACUACUUAGCUGUAUUUUGCUUUGAGAUUUCGGGUGGCAAGAUUUGGCCCAUGAUAUAUAGUCUGUGUUUGGUCACCUGUUUGGUCUCCAGUGUGCUGGACAAUAUGACAACUGUCCUACUUCUAACCCCAGUGGCCAUCCGUUUGUGCGAGGUGAUGCAGUUGGAUCCCUUGCCCGCGGUAAUGGGCAUUAUAGUUCAUGCCAAUAUAGGAGGAGCCCUAACGCCCAUUGGAGAUCCUAUCAGUAUUAUAGUCAGCACUAAUCACUUCAUUGUGGAUAAUGAUGUAACCUUCCCCACCUUUGUUGCCCACACUUUCCCCGGUGUCGUGCUUGCUGUUAUCCAAAGUUGUGUAUAUCUACGCCUUUUCUAUCAUAAUAUUGAUGCACUGCGUCUUAAUGAGCCCAAGGAGAUGAGUGAACUUAGAAGGGAGAUGAAGGUGUGGCAGAGGGCCUUAAAUGCAGUGGGCUCCUGUUCCAAGGAUGCCCAGUUGGUAAGGGGAACGCUUCAGGGUAAAGUCAAGCAGCUCAAGAGGACUCUAAGAAGAUUGCAAAAGGGUGUGGGAUCCUCGGAGGUCUAUACGAACACAUUGGAUGAACUCAAACAGAAGUACCCCAUCAAAAACAAGACGCUGCUCUUGCAAUCCGCUGGAGCCUUGAUCUUCGUUAUAAUCUGCUUCUUUAUCCAAUCCGUGCCACAUUGGAGGACCCUGCCCCUCGGCUGGGUGGCUCUGCUUGGGAUGAUCCUGCUGCUGAUCAUCCUGAAUCGCGAUGACAUGGAGCACCUGAUGCACCGCAUCGAAUGGACUACACUACUCUUCUUUGCAGCCAUGUUCGUGAUGAUGGAGUGCGUGGAGCGGCUGGGCAUCUUCUCGUGCAUCGGUGAGCUCACCGAGCAUGUGAUUCUUUCGGUGGGCAAGAAUCAUCGCCUGGCCAUGGCCAUCUUUAUGAUACUGUGGAUGUCGGCGCUGGCAUCCUCUAUAUUGGAUAGUAUUCCGGUGGCCGCCAUGAUGGUGAAGUUGGUCACCUCACUGGUGGCCAAGCCUUCGCUGGGUUUGCCACUCCAGCCACUGGUUUGGGCUCUCACCCUGGGCGCUUCGAUGGGUGGGAAUGGAACGCUCUAUGGAGCAUCGGCCAAUGUCAUUGCAGCCGGAAUUGCCGAGCAACACGGCUAUAAGCUCUCAUUCACCCGGUACUUGAGGACUGUUUUUCCCAUGAUGCUGGGACAGAUCACCCUGAUGACUGUCUAUCUACUCGUGGCCCACGUUAUAUUUGAGUGGCAUUGAAACUCCCUCCGUAUUAAAUACCCCCAGUCCCUAUUUAAAAUAAUAUAUUAUUAUAUCUAAUGGAAAAUGUUUUUUCACCUCGAAUCUAUGUGUAUUUUGUGUGAGUUUUACUGUAGACGUGGUCCUUUUACAUUCGCCUCUUGAUGUGUUUAAUGUAUUUUGGAAUAUAUUAUAGGAAUCUCUA
Messenger RNA from Drosophila subpulchrella, 2831 nucleotides. It is a transcript of the gene hoe2, whose product is annotated as P protein. The coding region runs from base 131 to 2647 and encodes 838 amino acids. Gene Ontology annotation, biological process: transmembrane transport. The transcript has 7 exons. Lineage: Eukaryota; Metazoa; Arthropoda; Insecta; Diptera; Drosophilidae. Gene Ontology annotation, cellular component: membrane. The record is from RefSeq and is a predicted model, not a curated record.